AAUAAAAUGUCGUUAUUCAACCGGUUAUUUCGUAGUAAGAAGUCAUCAAACAAGGAGAAUUUGCCUACGGAGCUUGUACGAUCUUUCAUUGCUUUACAUGAUCGUGAAGAGGCUUACCGACGAUCAUUGCGCAUGUCUUCAUCAAGGAGCGCAGGCUUCAAAGGGGAUCGGACUCGAUUCCACGAGGAUAUACCGGCGACCGCACCCUAUCACACUGUGACUGCUCCCCGCCUUCACAAGGGACCGAUGAGCUGCCCAGGAGGGUACAAAGAGAGCUACCGAAGUGACGCAAUGGAGCGAUCGUUUGAGACCGAAAUUCGAUCAUCUCGCGAUCGAAGAGAUCGCGAAAGACUCGACUGCUCUGAUCGAAAAUACAGAAAUAAAAGGACAACCACAUGGGAUACUUCUGAGUAUGGAAGUGGUGAUCCAUCACCUCUUGGAAAUUAUCCUAGGAACUCGCAUUUCAAUGAAGAUUUGGAAGAAUCUGAUGACCAAGAAUGGAAUAUGCAUGACAAACUGAUGGUAAUUCUUUGA
Strongylus vulgaris is the source of this 534-nucleotide messenger RNA. The record is from the annotation of a GenBank genome assembly. NCBI's taxonomy places the organism in Eukaryota, Metazoa, Nematoda, Chromadorea, Rhabditida, Strongylidae.